CAAUGAACGAGAAGGAACGAUGAUUAUUAGAUUAGAAAAGAAGCCCUGGCUGAAUUUGUCCCAUCUUCCCACCGGAAAAACAGAAUUUGUCUCAUGUGCCGUUUCGAGUGGGCCGGCGGAACCAAUCAGCAGCAGAAACGGCCGGCUGGCUGACAGCGGCUGUUUUGCACUCCGCCGUGACCGUGAGAAGAUUGGGGCCCACAGUCCACACGUGAGAGUGCGUACAUAGGAAGGAGUAAAUGGCGUGUGCUGGCCGGGCAGUCGCUGUCGAAGCGAGCUUGGAAUUUUGCAUGGACGACGAGAAAGAACGAAAAUAAAAUAGGUGCCGGUCCCGGGCCGGGAGAUCAAGUCAGAGCAUUUCGGUCGGUCCAAACGUAUUUCAGAGGGGCUGACCGGACGGAUCCUCCAAAGCCAAGGCGUGGAGUAGAGUAGUACUCCAUUCUUGAUAUCUUCUUCUUCGUCUUCCUCCCGUCCGGCGGCGGCCCGGUCCUCCGUUGGCGCUGGGGGAUCCUUUCUUCCGCAUCAGCCUCCAUCUUGUUUGACGGCUUGUGUGUUGUGUGGCCGAAUUGGAUCACCACCUUCAAGGUUACUUACAGCGUCGGAGUAAGAGAGAGAGAGAUUGCUUCAUGAUUUGGACAACUGUCAUAUUAUGCUACUGAAAGAAACUUAACUUCAUUUCCUUUUGUGUGCAUCUGUAUCAUCAUCAUCAUGGCCGGAAGCUCGGAUUAUCAGCCUUUUAACCUGGCAGCAAGAGUCGUAGGAAAGAGGCGACGACUCAUACCUGCCAAGUUGAAGUCGGCGAUACCCGCCAUUGCUCUGCUUCUGUCGGCGGUGGCCAUUGUUGGUGCCAUAACCCAGUACCACCGGAGCAUCACCUACUUCCUGCGGCCGCUGUGGGACACGCCGCCCAAGCCCUUCACCGUCAUCCCGCACUACUACGCCCCCAACACCUCCAUGGCCGAGCUGUGCGCGCUCCACGGCUGGCGCGCCCGCGCCUCCCCUCGCCGCGUCUUCGACGCCGUCCUCUUCAACAACGAGCUGGACAUCCUGGAGAUCCGGUACCGCGAGCUGCUCCCCUACGUCCACAAGCUGGUCAUCCUGGAGGCCAACGCCACCUUCACCGGCAUCCCCAAGCCGCUCUCCUUCGCCGAGAACCUGGAGCGCUUCGCGUUCGCGAGGUCCAAGAUCGUCUACGACAGGCUCCCCAUCGCCACACCGGGGUCAUCGCCAGGUCGCCGCCGGGAAGAGCCGUUCGACCUGGAAGCCAGGCACCGGCGCGCGCUGAACGCGCUGCUGCGGCGGUCGGGCGUCGCGGGCGGGGACGUGGUGAUCAUGGCGGACGCGGACGAGAUCCCGAGCCCGGAGACGGUGCAGCUGCUGCGGUGGUGCGACGGGGUGCCGCCGGUGAUGCACCUGCAGCUGGAGAACUACGUCUACUCCUUCGAGUUCCCCGUGGACCGCGGCAGCUGGAGGGCGACGGCGCACCUCUUCAGCGAGCGGCGCACGGCGUACCAGCACUCCCGGCAGAGCGACCUGAUGCUAGCGGACGCCGGGUGGCACUGCAGCUUCUGCUUCAGGGAGAUCGCCGAGUUUGCGUUCAAGAUGAAGGCGUACAGCCACGCGGACCGGGUGAGGCGGCAGAGCUUCCUCGACCCGGAGAGGAUCCAGCGGGUCGUAUGUGCCGCCGACGACCUGUUCGACAUGCUCCCCGAGGAGUACACCUUCAGGGAUCUCUUCACGAAGAUGGGGCCAAUACCCAGGUCGGCGUCGGCCAUGCACCUGCCUUCCUAUUUGAUCAAGAACGCACACAGAUUCAGGUUCUUGCUUCCUGGUGGAUGCUUGAGAUCAGGUUAAAACAAUCACUGUUUUGUUUGUGAGUUUUUGUCACCCGGCAAACCUUACUCACUGAUAUGCUGUUGUUUCUAAAUGUGCAAAGUGUAUCUCGUUUGAUGUGAAACAGUAUUAAUCUAGACAUGAUAUACAGUUUACAUUUUUGUUUA
Messenger RNA from Triticum aestivum (bread wheat), 2000 nucleotides. RefSeq names its product beta-1,4-mannosyl-glycoprotein 4-beta-N-acetylglucosaminyltransferase. Gene Ontology annotation, biological process: N-acetylglucosamine metabolic process. The coding region runs from base 709 to 1854 and encodes 381 amino acids. Gene Ontology annotation, molecular function: beta-1,4-mannosylglycoprotein 4-beta-N-acetylglucosaminyltransferase activity. Gene Ontology annotation, cellular component: membrane. The record is from RefSeq and is a predicted model, not a curated record. The transcript is spliced from 3 exons. Lineage: Eukaryota; Viridiplantae; Streptophyta; Magnoliopsida; Poales; Poaceae.